GCGGACCCCAGCUUCCGGCGGGGCGGGGCGGGGGCCUGGGCGCGGUGUGUGGCCCUUGCGGGCGAGCCUGGCGGGGUUGCGUUCCUGUCCGCUAGGUUUCAGGCUUGCAUCCGGCUCCAGGAGUGAGCUGUAGCCUGUGGUCUAACCCAUUCCUCUUUUAAUCAUUGGGAUGGAAAGGCUUCUAGAAGGGUUGUCUGUUCCCACCGUCCUGGUUGGGCACAGUGAUGAGAGCCUGUCCCCUGUCUCAUGCUGCUUCAGCUCUCAUGGGAGGUUGAAUGGAGCAGCUGAACUUGGCUGACAGUGGCCUGGUGGGGAAGGAAGCCAGAAGAUGCAGAAGGGCCUCCCUUCCCAUGGGCAUGCCUUCUGCCUGGUGGCUGCAGAAUGAGGCCGGCUGCCUCUUUGCAGCAAGGUGCUGGUAAACCACAGAAGUCAUCGUUGAUUUUGGCAUUCUUUGCUGGCAGCUGACACCAGGCUCCUGAGAGAGACGUCUUUCUCUCUUGUCUCGUGUCUGCGGCCUCUGCAGCGCUCACUGUGGAGCCUGCGCACGCACCUCUGAGAAGGUAGAGUAGGUCUCAAGGCCCUUCCAUCAUCUCCCGACCGCCACAGCGUUACCCGUUUCCUGCCCGUGGCCUGUCUGUGCCCUGCCAUCCCUCAAGACCAUUGUGGAGCUGCUUCUCCUUCCUGUGCCCCCUUAGCAGGUCAAUGGCCAGCAAGGAGGGGGGUCCGAGCCGGCGGCGGCGGCGGCAGUGGUGGCAGCGGGAGACAAAUGGAAACCUCCACAGGGCACAGACUCCAUCAAGAUGGAGAACGGGCAGAGCACAGCCGCCAAGCUGGGGCUGCCUCCCCUGACGCCCGAGCAGCAGGAGGCCCUUCAGAAGGCCAAGAAGUACGCCAUGGAGCAGAGCAUCAAGAGCGUGCUGGUGAAGCAGACCAUCGCGCACCAGCAGCAGCAGCUCACCAACCUGCAGAUGGCAGCAGUGACAAUGGGCUUUGGAGAUCCUCUCUCACCUUUGCAAUCGAUGGCGGCUCAGCGGCAGCGGGCGCUGGCCAUCAUGUGCCGCGUCUACGUGGGCUCUAUCUACUAUGAGCUGGGGGAGGACACCAUCCGCCAGGCCUUUGCCCCCUUUGGCCCCAUCAAGAGCAUCGACAUGUCCUGGGACUCCGUCACCAUGAAGCACAAGGGCUUUGCCUUCGUGGAGUAUGAGGUCCCCGAAGCUGCACAGCUGGCCUUGGAGCAGAUGAACUCGGUGAUGCUGGGGGGCAGGAACAUCAAGGUGGGCAGACCCAGCAACAUAGGGCAGGCCCAGCCCAUCAUAGACCAGUUGGCUGAGGAGGCACGGGCCUUCAACCGCAUCUACGUGGCCUCUGUGCACCAGGACCUCUCAGACGAUGACAUCAAGAGCGUGUUUGAGGCCUUUGGCAAGAUCAAGUCCUGCACACUGGCCCGGGACCCCACAACUGGCAAGCACAAGGGCUACGGCUUCAUUGAGUACGAGAAGGCCCAGUCGUCCCAAGAUGCUGUGUCUUCCAUGAACCUCUUUGACCUGGGUGGCCAGUACUUGCGGGUGGGCAAGGCUGUCACACCGCCCAUGCCCCUACUCACACCAGCCACGCCUGGAGGCCUCCCACCUGCCGCUGCUGUGGCAGCUGCUGCAGCCACUGCCAAGAUCACAGCUCAGGAAGCAGUGGCCGGAGCAGCGGUGCUGGGUACCCUGGGCACACCUGGACUGGUGUCCCCAGCAUUGACCCUGGCCCAGCCCCUGGGCACUUUGCCCCAGGCUGUCAUGGCUGCCCAGGCACCUGGAGUCAUCACAGGUGUGACCCCAGCCCGUCCUCCUAUCCCGGUCACCAUCCCCUCGGUGGGAGUGGUGAACCCCAUCCUGGCCAGCCCUCCAACGCUGGGUCUCCUGGAGCCCAAGAAGGAGAAGGAAGAAGAGGAGCUGUUUCCCGAGUCAGAGCGGCCAGAGAUGCUGAGCGAGCAGGAGCACAUGAGCAUCUCGGGCAGUAGCGCCCGCCACAUGGUGAUGCAGAAGCUGCUCCGCAAGCAGGAGUCUACAGUGAUGGUUCUGCGCAACAUGGUGGACCCCAAGGACAUCGAUGAUGACCUGGAAGGGGAGGUGACAGAGGAGUGUGGCAAGUUCGGGGCCGUGAACCGCGUCAUCAUCUACCAAGAGAAACAAGGCGAGGAGGAGGAUGCGGAAAUCAUUGUCAAGAUCUUUGUGGAGUUUUCCAUAGCCUCCGAGACUCAUAAGGCCAUCCAGGCCCUCAAUGGCCGCUGGUUUGCUGGCCGCAAGGUGGUGGCUGAAGUGUACGACCAGGAGCGUUUUGAUAACAGUGACCUCUCUGCGUGACAGUGGUCCCUCUCCCCGGACUUGCACUUGUUCCUUGUUUCCUCUGGGUUUUAUAGUGAUACAGUGGUGUCCCCGGGGCCAGGCGCGCUCUGCCCAGCCCAGCCUACGGUGCGGAUAAAGGUGCGGAUGCUGCUGGCCCUGAA
This is a messenger RNA of Pan troglodytes (chimpanzee), 2494 nucleotides long. RefSeq names its product poly(U) binding splicing factor 60 (gene PUF60). The record is from RefSeq and is a predicted model, not a curated record. The transcript has 15 exons. Gene Ontology annotation, biological process: regulation of alternative mRNA splicing, via spliceosome; mRNA splice site recognition; alternative mRNA splicing, via spliceosome. Lineage: Eukaryota; Metazoa; Chordata; Mammalia; Primates; Hominidae. Gene Ontology annotation, molecular function: RNA binding. Bases 801 to 2351 code for a protein of 516 amino acids. Gene Ontology annotation, cellular component: catalytic step 2 spliceosome; precatalytic spliceosome.